CACUGUUGAAUUUACAGGCGGCCUGGAGAUGCUCUUCUCGGACCAGCGGCAACAUCAGCUCGCCAUCCCAGCCCGAAGCGAGGACGGCAGGCCUGUGACCAUCGCCCACCUCAUACACUACCUAUGCGAGAACGUCAUGAAGGACACCCGCCAGGAACUCUUUGUCCUCGACCAUCACAUCCGCCCAGGCAUCCUGGUCUUGAUCAACGAUGCCGACUGGGAGCUCGAAGGCGAGGAGGCCUACGAGAUUAAGAGCGGUGACAACAUUCUCUUCGUCUCCACGUUACAUGGAGGCUAGUGUUUUAGAGUGCCGGCGACUGGCAUUCAUCCACUGGAUUGGAAAGGAGGAAAGUGGGUGUGGAGAUGUGUAGGUGUGCGUGUAAGUAUGCGGUCGGCCGGACAAACGACCGCGGCAUGGUCGCCGACCGGACAUACGAUUGCGACCUGACGAGGCAGAUGGGGCCACCACCCCCCAUCCACACCUCCUUCCCCUCUUCCUCCUCUUUCUCCUCCACCUCCUUCUCCUCUUUCUUUCAAGCAAGGCCCCAUGUGGUAAUGGUCACGACGGUCUAAGCUGGUCGAGGGGUUCCUCUGCUCUGCUGGGGACAGUGGGGCGAGCCUAAAAAAACAAAGAGAGUGGAAACUUUGUCUCGAUCCUGUCACCUGCAUUGUACCUCCGCCAUCAUUUGCCCUGCUCCGGAAGAGCGUCUCGCAGGUAUCCGUACCGCUCUUGCAUAUGUCUCAGACAAAAACGACUGGCCAGUAUGGACUACUAUGGGAGAAAACUGAUUGUGUGUGUGUGGGGACGCGUCGAUAGGACAGCUGGACUAUCUCUGUCUACGACUAGGGCUGAAAGGUGGGCGGACGUCUCUGUCAUGUCAAACCGACAAGGAAAACAAACCGUCAGUAAAAGAAAGCCAGUCUACUUACUACACACUACUAGUACAAUAGCAGUUGGUCUUGUUCCU
Molecule: messenger RNA, 968 nt
Organism: Cryphonectria parasitica EP155
Lineage: Eukaryota; Fungi; Ascomycota; Sordariomycetes; Diaporthales; Cryphonectriaceae
Exons: 3
Coding region: 29-298 (89 amino acids)
Biological process (GO): protein urmylation; tRNA thio-modification
Cellular component (GO): cytoplasm; nucleus
Molecular function (GO): protein tag activity
Source: RefSeq, a predicted model, not a curated record